UCUUUCUCUGCUGACAUGAAGGUUUUUUUUGUGGGACUGGCCACUCUCUUGUGCUUUGCAGGAGCGGAGGCUCUGCGCUGCAAUGUCUGCAAACACAAGUUUCUCCUCUUUGGAUGUGUCCAGGGAUCAGGUGAAACGACGUGUGGAUGGAGGGAGAGAUGUGUGAACAUUAAAGCUUCUCUCGGGAAAUUACCUCUCUACUACCGGCUGAACUGUACCUCAGUGCAAAAUUGCGGCAAGGUGAGAGCACCCGAUGAAUCUCACCUUACUUAUGACUACACCUGCUGCAACACUGAUUUCUGCAAUUGAGCUGGCGGGGAGGAAGGUGUGUGUGGGGCAGUCAGUGUCAGUGAAUCAGUUAAGCUCUUAUAUUUGCUGUCUCUCUCCUUCUGCAAUGCAAGGAAGGGGAACGGAUCAUGACCCUCUUUUUCUUUUAAAUCCAGAUGAUUAUUUUUUUAAAGAUUCAGAUAUAUUUCCAUUCUUCCAGGAAAACACCUGCUUUCCUGUUGUCUUUAAAGCAGGGAUAGUGUCUCAGAGUGAUGAAGCUUGGGGUAAAAUGCUCCAAAGUGUCAAUGACAGAAGCCUAAUGUGGAGUAUUGGAAACUGUGUUCAAAAUGGCAUGCUGCCACUUUAUGUGUGAGAGGGUUGCUUGGCCCUGCAGCCUGGCUAGGUGGCUCUGAGGGAAACAUGUGAUCUGGGUUGUCUGAGUCAGUUAGCAGACAACUAGGUGUGGUGAGAUGCGCUUCUCUGGUUGUGGGGAGCAGCCUGCUUUGUCUCUCUCUGUUUCAGAGUUCUUGUGUGUCUUAUUGUUCAGAAUUCUAAGAAAUCAAGUUGUGUUAUAUUGCAACCUUCCAGCAAGAGUAUUUCUGUUCUGAUCCAACUUCUCUGUGUGUAUGCCAUGAAUAUAACACCUAAGUCCCACUAACUUUCCGUUUUACUCAUAAUCAUUUUUCUUAGUUCCAAAAUCAUAGGGUCUUUAGGAAUCUCUGAUCCACUGAAAUUAAUGGGACUGAACUCAUGUAACUGACAGUAGAACCUGGCCAUGUAUCUAUAUUUUCUUCUCCAGCUGGUCUGAUUUAUCGAGGUCUAAACUGGCAGGUCUGAUGCUGUAAUGGCUGCUUAGCACACUGAUCAGAGUCACCUUGCUUUUUCCUUGUACUCCCCACAUCUAGUGGUUGUAUCCACUUGUGGUGUCUCCUUCCUAAACUUAGAUGGUAAGUGCUUCAGGGCAGGGAAUGUUAUGUGCGUGUCUAGAGUCUAACACAA
Mauremys reevesii (Reeves's turtle) is the source of this 1266-nucleotide messenger RNA. Its product is annotated as lymphocyte antigen 6 complex locus protein G6c-like. The transcript has 3 exons. The record is from RefSeq and is a predicted model, not a curated record. NCBI's taxonomy places the organism in Eukaryota, Metazoa, Chordata, Testudines, Geoemydidae. The coding region runs from base 16 to 309 and encodes 97 amino acids.